This is a messenger RNA of Entamoeba invadens IP1, 1419 nucleotides long. Its product is annotated as membrane-bound O-acyltransferase domain containing protein, putative. The transcript has a single exon. Gene Ontology annotation, molecular function: acyltransferase activity. NCBI's taxonomy places the organism in Eukaryota, Evosea, Mastigamoebida, Endamoebidae. The record is from RefSeq and is a predicted model, not a curated record. Gene Ontology annotation, cellular component: membrane. Gene Ontology annotation, biological process: lipid modification. Bases 1 to 1419 code for a protein of 472 amino acids.
AUGUCGUUUCUCUUUUUCUCAACACACUCUGCCGCAGAUGAUCUUUUGCAGGACUUCAGCGACUCAAUGGGAGUUUCGACGGAUCAAGUGAAGUACUUAAUGUACAGUAUUUUGUGUGGUCCUCUAUGUUAUGCCCUCCGUUUCCUUCCAAACAACAAAUUGUUGAAACAAAUUGUUUACAUGAUCCUUGGUAUAGUGCUUACAUACGCUUUAUUUGGUAAUGAAAUUAUAUCAGUCUUCUUCACUACCAUUCCAGUCUAUUUGGUAAUGCUUUUCUUCCCAACUCAAACAGGGGCAAAUGUUAGUUUCAUUAUUUGUUUCUGUUACUUACUCUUCAGACAUAUAUUCUUGUACUUCAAUAUGUACCUUAUUUGGACGGUCGACUUCACAACAACUCAUAUGAUCCUCACACUCAAACUGACUUCAUUCUGUUUCUCUGUUGCUAAUGCCAAAAAGGAGAACUUGAACGACUUCCAGACCAAGCAUAAGAUAGAGAAGUACCCAAAUAUCUUGGACUUCUUCUCUUUUAUAUUCUUCUUCCCAGGCCUGUUCUCGGGGCCAGCGUUGGAGUACAACGAUUUCAUGGCUUUUAUGGACAUGUCUGUGUUCAAUGUGACUGGUGGAAAGCUCCCAGAGGUUCCAAUUGUUGAGUUCCUUCUCAAUUACAUUGGUGGAAUUGCGGCAUACUUUUUCUAUGCGUUUGUUAACGCACACCCACCACCAAGCCCGGAGUAUUAUAUUCUUGAACACCCAGAGACUUGUGGCUUGUUGUGGAAAUUGAUGACGGUGUGGGUCACUGUGUCUACACUGAGAAUUAAGUACUACGCGACUUGGAAAUUGACUGAAGGCUUUGGACAAAUCAGUGCGUGUGGAUUUAGUGGGUUGGACAAAGAAGGAAAACCGCAAUUUUUGUUGUAUCAGAACAUCAGAAUCAUUGAGUUUGAGACAAGCCGAUCUGCGAAGACAAACAUCGACAACUGGAAUAUGUAUGUCCAGAAAUGGCUUAAGAACUACGUCUACGUUGCUUUAACCGGAACCUAUUUUGACAACUUCAAAACAUCGUUGACGAUGGUGGUGAGUGCAUUCUGGCACGGAGUGUAUCCGGGAUAUUAUCUCACGUUCUUGUUGGUUGGAUUCCACAAGGAUGUUUCUAAUUUGAUAUACAAGAAGUUGGACCCAUUCAUUAACGAGAAAUUUGGGAAGGACAGCACUGUUGCUAAAGUGUAUGAUAUAGUGUUGCGAGUGUAUACCCAUUGGGUGUUGAACUACGCCGUAUACCCAUUCAUGAGAUUUGAGUUCAUUCCAUCAGUAACUAUGAUGUACAGAACAUAUUUCUUAGGAAUUCUUGUUCCCGCCGCAAUAUACUGUUGGCUCAAAUUCAGCCCACCAAAAAUCGAAAAAACUGAAAAGAAAAAUUGA